Messenger RNA from Anas platyrhynchos (mallard), 3198 nucleotides. It is a transcript of the gene FBXW10B, whose product is annotated as F-box and WD repeat domain containing 10B. The record is from RefSeq and is a predicted model, not a curated record. NCBI's taxonomy places the organism in Eukaryota, Metazoa, Chordata, Aves, Anseriformes, Anatidae. Gene Ontology annotation, molecular function: protein binding.
CUCUGUGCUGCUUUAUUGCAGAGGAGGAAGGUGUGGACGGAUCGUCUCCUGGAUCCCCAAGAAGCUGCAGCAACGGCAGUCGUCCUCAGUCCGGCUCCCCAGUGCCACUUCCAGUUCAGCCUGCUGGCACUUCUGCACACUGUGACAGUCAAAGCGCAUCCACAGGAGUUGCCCAGCGUGGUACUGCAGGUCAUCAAAUGCCAGCAGUGUGCUUAUGGCCUCGAAACACCAAGUGCCUCAUCCAGGACGGCCUGAAUUCAGCACCUGCCUCACCUGCUGAAUCCUUAGCCCAUGGAGAUGUCACUGUGCCUUCUGCAUCGCUCCAGACACUCUCUCAUGUCAAGUACAAGGACUUCAUUCGCUGCCUGCCAGUUUACCUCUCCCAGUACAUCCUGGGGCUUUUGGAUCAAAAAUCCCUUAAAGCUUGUGCUGCUGUGAGCGGAUACUGGGCUUUUCUGGUGAAAGAAGUCGAGAGGGAGCACGUGUGUCAAGGCUUAGUACAGGAUAAGAUCCGGUAUUUGCAGGGGUUGCGCCCUAGGGGAGCAGUUUCAAACUAUGCUAAAAUAGUCAACGUGACAAUUCCCCAAUCAGAUGAAGAAGGACACGUCAUUGAAGUGAAACGCCACAGUCGUGAAGGUAAAACAAAGGAGAAGGAGGAGGAGGGCAAUCUGCAGGCAGCCUACCAUGAUCUGCAAACUGACACGAUCCAGCUGGAAGAGAGGAACGUUUUCUGUGGCUCCUACAACAUUCGUGUUCUCACUGACCGAUCAGACCAAAACAGGGUAAUUCACUACAGCGGUGGAGACUUGGUAGCCAUUGGCUCUACAGACCAAAAAGUGAGUUUUUUUGAUAUAUCAGAAAUGAGAGAAGUGCCACCUCUGCUCUCUGGCCAUGCUGGAAGCAUCAAAGCACUGCUCCUUGAUGAGAAGAAAGGGUUUGUUUUUAGUGCAAGCUUCGACCUCAGCAUCAGAUGCUGGGAUAUAUUCAGUGGUGCUUGCAUGAAAAUCUUCAAUGGUCACUGCGGGACAAUCAUCUGCUUGGAUGUACAUGAAAGGAGGCUUGUGUCAGGAGCCAGAGAUGGGAUGGUGAAAGUGUGGAACUUGGAUAGUGGGGUAUGUCUCAAGACUCUAAAACACAACGAUGUUGUUUGUGUUAAAAUGGAUGGGGUCCAUGUUGUCAGCGGCUGUGACAGAGGGCUGGUGAAAGUCUGGCUUGCUGAGACAGGUGCUCUGGUCAAAAUAUUGGAAGGGCACCAGGGUCCAGUGAAGUGCUUGUCCUUUGAUCAGUGGCACCUCGUCACAGGAAGCUCUGAUGGAUAUGCCUUGGGAUGGAGCAUGGUGGGAGACCUUAAGAGAUGCCUAACAGCCUUCCGCCACCCAAAGGAAGUUCUGUCUCUGGAGUUUCUCUAUCUCAGAGUUGUCAGUGGCUGUGCUGAUGGAAAGAUUCGUAUAUUUAACUACCUGACUGGAAGCUGCCUGAAAGUGUUGGUGGCCAGUAGCAGAGGGGAACCGGUAUCUUUCUGUGUUGCAGGAAACAGGAUGGUGAUCAAUGCACCCAGUAGCCUGCUGAUGUUCCAGUUUGAGGAUGUCAGGUGGGACUAUACCCUAGCUGCUGACCGAGAGAUGGUGCGGAAGGAAAAGCAGGGGACCUGUCCUCUGAGCAGAACACUGUCUCACUCCCAGCAAAACAAGUGCCACGUCCUUGGCCAGACGCAUCACCUCGCUCUGCAGACGCAAGCAGCUUGCAAGCAACAGGAGAGCACAAGGACUUUCCACGUUCAGGCACAGCAACAGCAAGAGCUUUUCAUUCCUGGUAACCAACAGCCCCAUGCUUUUGCUUUGAGACGGCCAGCGAGAGCAUGUUCAGUAAGGAUCCUGGCAGGUGCUGAUGGCACAUCUGAAUACGGCACUCCUGUCUAUGUACCUGAACAUCCUGACAUGGCAGAAGCCAUGCAGCAGCACAAAAAGAAAAAGGACUCAUAUUAUCUAGUGUCCUCUUACAAGUUCCUCUUAACUGUCAACAUGCUGCGGAAGAGCUGCAAGUCGUCCUUUGUCCGCUCCAGUACAAAGCCUUCUAUAGCAACUGGGAAAGCCUGGGAAGCUCCGCUGCAUCAGCAACGAUGCCUUGAAAAAAGGCAAAUAUACAAAACCUCUCUGCAGCACAAACAGGAUCAGACAGCCCGGCUCCAGUGUGUGAGAUCUCGCAGUGAUUCUCUGACUAUGAAAAGAAUUUCUACACCCUUCGAAACCAAAAUGCUGCAGCUCAAACUGAAAAAUUCUUUGCAUGGACCCACUGUGAGUUCCUCCAUUCCCACUCCAUGCAUUGUACGUCCCAAGACACGUGGUGGUUUGCUACAGGAAAAGAAAGCUCACAGUGGUCACGGUAAAGUCACUCCUUGCCCUGAAGAGCGGGGUCAGCUUAGCAAUCUCUGUACAACCUCUGAACUGAUCAAGUCAACACACGCAAGGAUGGCACAAAUGAAAAAUGAAGCAGUUUACGGGGGAAAUAAGCCCUUUUGUGCAUUUUCCGUCCAGACUGACGGUGGGUUCAGGCUUCUGACAGGAAACCAGAAGGAGGCACACGAGGCAGCUACUAUAGCACAGUGUCAGGCAAACCAGGCAAAGCUCUUAGAAGAUCAUCAAAAAGCUUGCAAGAAGGCCUGGUUAAGGAAAGCUAAAGGCCUACCCACAGACUCUUUUACUAAGGAGGGGAAGAUACCUGCUCCUGAACUUGGACUUAAUACUUUUAUCUGAGAUAACCGAGUACUCCAACAAAUCACUGGUAUCUGGGGCUUCACAAUCAUGGCAGCUCCCUUAUGGUGUCCAGCUGAGCCUGCUGUGUCAAGAUCCCUGUGGUUUCUAAAUAAGUAUGAAAGACAUCUCUCUUGUAAGUUUGCCUAAGAAUCAUUAUUGGUACCUUCAUCUCUUUCUCAAGGUAGUGAAUGGAGUGACUCCUGGAUAAAGCCACACCUGGGGUUGAUCUUGCUAGAGCUGUUGUCACUAUAAACACAGCACUGUUGUUGGAAAACUACUAUACAAAAGAUACGGCUCAGCUGUUUGAAUGGAGAUUUUUAUUGUUCAAGUUUAUAUACACUGACUAGAGUUUAUAAGCUAAAGAAAUAUGGGCUGAGAAAAUAAUUGCUGUGUUUAAACCAAAUAGAGGUAGUGGUUUGUAUUCCUUUAUUUCUGUGGAUAAACA